AAAAAGUUCAGUCUGUCGAACGAAACGGGAAACGAAAGUCGCCGCGUUGUAGCAACUACAUAACUAAAUGAUAAAUUAAUUAAUUAAAUAACUCGAUGUUAACAAAUUACACAUAGUUAAUCAUAUAUAUUUUUGUACACACGCCUUGUACAAACUAAUCUAGCAAAACACCAAAUCCAAAAACACCAAAGUGCAUUUAAAACCAACAACAAAUAUGUGAAAACGCAAGCAAUAGUCAAAAAUCAUAAAUCCAUAACUCAUAAAUGAAGUGAUAAAAAACCGUGUUCACAUCGUAUUUUUAGUUGAAAAACCGCAUUAUUCAAUUGCCAAAACAACCACACCAAAAAGUAAAUAAAUAAAUAUCGAAGUGAACGUGAUACGUCCUCAACCCAAUUAGGAGUUAAAUAUAUAUACAUAAACAGAAGCUGUCCAAAAUGCGUCGCAACAUCAAAUUGAUCGUAUUCGUGAGCAUCAUUUGGAUGUUCGUGAUGGUCUACUACUUCCAAUCCAGUACGGAAAAGGUGGAAAAUCGAGCGCUGCGGCUACGUGAGGUGGCCACCGCCAUGCAGCAGUACCAGGACGACUCCUCCUCGGCGGCCGCAGCCUCCACCGCCCGCCAGUGGGCGCCAGCUGGCGGAGGAGCAGGAGCAGGAGGAGGAGCCGGAGGAGGAGGAGGAGCCGGAGGAGGAGGAGGAGCAGCGGGAGCAGCUGGCAGCGGGGCCGACGAUCCCGGUGGCAAUGUCAUCCUAAUCGGGUCGGUAAAGGACUUCGAGCGCAAUGCUGUCCACGGCCUCAAGUUGAAUGGAAUCGUGGCCCUAGAGGAGACAUCACAGGGUCUCAGUGGAGGAACUGGAGGACCUGGUGGUCGAUUACCAGUAGCUCCAAGUGGUCGAGGCACCGAGGUGGAAUACUUUAAUGAGGCGGGCUACAUUAGAGCGGGGGCCCUGCGCAACGGCGAAGAUCCCUACAUCAGAAAUCGAUUCAAUCAGGAGGCCAGCGAUGCUCUGCCCAGCAAUCGGGAUAUACCAGACACCAGAAAUCCCAUGUGUCGGACCAAGAAAUACCGCGAAGAUCUGCCCGAGACGAGUGUCAUCAUUACCUUCCACAACGAGGCGAGGUCCACUUUGCUGCGAACCAUUGUGAGUGUCCUCAAUCGCAGUCCCGAGCAUUUGAUACGCGAAAUCGUCCUGGUAGAUGACUACAGUGAUCAUCCUGAGGAUGGUCUGGAGCUGGCGAAGAUCGACAAGGUGCGGGUCAUUCGCAACGAGAAGCGCGAGGGUCUGGUGAGGUCAAGGGUCAAGGGUGCGGAUGCGGCGGUCAGCAGUGUCCUGACCUUUCUCGACAGCCACGUAGAGUGCAACGAGAUGUGGCUGGAACCGCUUCUGGAACGCGUUCGCGAGGAUCCCACGCGAGUGGUUUGUCCCGUCAUCGAUGUGAUCAGCAUGGACAACUUCCAGUAUAUUGGAGCCUCGGCUGAUUUGCGAGGUGGAUUCGAUUGGAAUCUGAUCUUUAAGUGGGAAUACCUAAGCCCCUCGGAGCGGGCUAUGAGGCACAAUGACCCCACCACUGCCAUCCGGACACCGAUGAUUGCCGGCGGGUUGUUCGUCAUCGACAAGGCCUACUUCAACAAACUGGGCAAAUACGACAUGAAGAUGGACGUGUGGGGCGGCGAGAAUCUGGAGAUCUCGUUCCGCGUGUGGCAAUGCGGUGGCAGCCUGGAAAUCAUCCCCUGCAGCCGGGUGGGUCACGUCUUCCGCAAACGGCAUCCGUACACCUUCCCCGGAGGAAGUGGCAACGUCUUCGCCAGGAACACAAGACGUGCGGCGGAGGUUUGGAUGGAUGACUACAAGCAGCAUUACUACAACGCCGUGCCCCUCGCCAAGAACAUUCCCUUCGGCAACAUUGAUGACCGUCUGGCUUUGAAGGAAAAAUUGCAUUGCAAGCCCUUCAAAUGGUAUCUGGAGAAUGUCUAUCCCGACCUGCAGGCCCCCGACCCACAGGAGAUUGGCCAGUUCCGACAGGAUAGCACGGAGUGCUUGGACACGAUGGGCCACUUAAUCGACGGCACUGUGGGUAUUUUCCCGUGCCACAACACGGGCGGCAAUCAGGAGUGGGCCUUUUCGAAGCGCGGCGAAAUAAAGCACGAUGACCUCUGCCUGACCCUGGUGACCUUUGCCCGAGGGUCCCAAGUGGUUCUGAAGGCCUGUGACGACUCGGAGAAUCAGCGGUGGAUCAUGAGAGAGGGCGGUCUGGUACGGCACUACAAGAUCAAUGUGUGCCUGGACUCGAGGGAUCAGUCCCAACAAGGAGUCAGUGCCCAGCACUGCAAUUCGGCACUGGGAACGCAACGCUGGUCCUUCGGAAAAUUCGCGUGAGGAAGAGGUCUUGGUUUCGAGUAAACUAGCGGAGGAUAAUGCAGAUCGGUCGUGAUAUAUGUGCAAGUUGAUGGGAGGAAGCCUACCUAACGCGAUGCGGAUUGUAUGUGUACUGUACUGUGUACUUGUAAUGAUUUAUCCAUGUUGAUUUGUUGCUGAACGGAAAACACUCAAAAAACCCACAUUCUAUAUAUAUAUAUAUAUAUAUUAACUGCAUAUAUAUGGUAUAAGUUCAACUUUAGUUUACCAAUCAAAUCAACUGCUCCCGGGGGGGUUAAAGUUAAACGCUACCUAAACAACAAAAAACCAACAUAAAGGGCAUGCAAAAAAUGUACUUAGACUGAUUAAUUUUUUGUAUAUGUAUAAAAACUAUAUGAAAAUGGAAUAAUACCUUAACAUAUAUAACCUUUGGCAGCUGAUAAAAAAAA
This is a messenger RNA of Drosophila suzukii, 2803 nucleotides long. RefSeq names its product polypeptide N-acetylgalactosaminyltransferase 2 (gene Pgant2). Gene Ontology annotation, biological process: protein O-linked glycosylation. Gene Ontology annotation, molecular function: polypeptide N-acetylgalactosaminyltransferase activity. NCBI's taxonomy places the organism in Eukaryota, Metazoa, Arthropoda, Insecta, Diptera, Drosophilidae. Gene Ontology annotation, cellular component: Golgi apparatus. The record is from RefSeq and is a predicted model, not a curated record.